Brenthis ino (lesser marbled fritillary) is the source of this 1365-nucleotide messenger RNA. The record is from the annotation of a GenBank genome assembly. Lineage: Eukaryota; Metazoa; Arthropoda; Insecta; Lepidoptera; Nymphalidae.
AUGAAUAUCACUAUGUCGGCUGAAACAGAAGACCACGUAGAAUUAUUAGAAAAUGUUUCAGGGCUUAUUGAAAAUUUAAAGGAGGAACUACGAGAAUUGUAUGUGUACAGGGAUUUAUUCUUUGAAAACCAUCCAUUAGAAAAAGCCUCUGAGAAGAACAAAUGUGUUGAAAAAAAGAAAGAAGAAUUAGUUGAAAAGUUUGAGAGCAUUGAUGUUGAUUCACAAAUACCAUUUUCAUUGAGAGCACAAUUUCUAUAUAUGAAAGGUAAAUGUUACAAUGUCAGCCGUACAUAUGACUCUCGGGCAACACAAUGUUUAAGCAAGGCAGUAAAAUUAAACCCACAUCUGGUAGCAGCUUGGAAUGAAUUAGGUGAAUGUUAUUUAAAGAAUCUUAAUGUAAAAGAAGCGAAGGCUAGUUUUGAAGGUGCACUUAAACAUGAACGUAAUAGACUUUCCCUAAGAUGCCUUUCUAUAAUCUUGCGACACGAGAUUGGUAAUCAAAAACGAAGUGAAUCAAAUGCCACAAUAUUGAAAAGUGUAGACUUAGCGAAAGAAGCAGUGGCUCAAGAUAUUAAAGAUGGCAUAUCUUGGACUGUAUUAGGAAAUGCAUAUUUGUGCCAAUUUUUUAUGGUGGCUCAAGACCCGGCUACUUUAAAAUUAUGUAUGAGUGCAUAUAAGCAAGCUUGGUUAGACCCUGUUGCUAAGGGACAACCUGAUUUAUACUACAACAAAGGAGUUGCAUUAAAAUACGAAGAGUGUUAUUCGGAGGCACUAGAAAUGUUUGAGCACGCGUGUCGUCUAGACCCUGCUUGGGCGCCACCUAAAACGGAGCUAGCGGAUCUCACGCACUACUUGACUGAAGCGACGCGGUUAGUGAGGACACGAGGGAAGCUGAAGGCUAAGCGAUUGAAUAAUAUGAUACAGUCCAUAGACACGAAAAUGCUAGGAGAGUACGGACCGGGUAUAUUCCAUACAUUUGGUGGGCGUAAGGACGUGCUUCUAGAACAUACGACGAUAAACAUGCUGGAGGAGGGCACGAACGAGGGGAAGGUCAUCCUAGGCAGAGUCGUAGGUUCGAUUCACAAUGAGAAUGCUGUGCCCUUCACGUUCGCGCUGACGGACGCGAGCGCGCGCUGCGUGUGCGUGACGGUGUACAACUGGGCGGGCGGGCGCGGCGUCAUCGUGGGCGACGCCGUGGCCGUGCCCGAGCCCGUGCUGCGCGCGCGCGCCGCCGCACGCGACACUGUGCAAUUCGAUUUCAAAUCGAUUCGAGUAAACAACCCGCUGGUAUUGCUAGUGAACGGUAAACGCGUGUCGCGCGGCCAGUUCGCGAGCACGCGCGUGUCCAGCACGUACGAGGUGCAC